UAUGACAAGGUCAGGGGUUAGUCUGUCCAGAUAUGAGUGGCCAGACAGACUCUUUCACACUAACCACCUACCUUCCCUUCUGGGGUGCCCUGGCGAUUUGGCCUGCUGCCCUUACUGCCCAAAUGGGGAAACUGAGGCCGGGAGAGCGAGCGUCGCAGCCCAGAGUCACGCUCUGAUGCUCCGCCCUCUUCUUUCUCUUAGCACCUCCCCUCACCCAGAGCCCUCCCUCUCAACCUCCAUCCUUCAUUCUCUCCCUAAUCUAUUCUAACACGCCCUUCCCCAAAGAACAACCGAGGCCCCGCCCCGGAUCCUGCUAAUGAGAUGUUGCGAGGCCCCGCCCAAGGAGUUAUGCAAAUAAGGCUCCCGGAGGCCCCGCCCCUCGCUCCGCCGAGGAGUCUGCGCCGCGCGGACCCGGGCAUACAGCUAUUCCAUCUGUUCGUCCGCCAGCCAGCCAGGCCAGCCGUCAGUCUGUCCGUCCCGCAGUGCCGGUGAAGUCUAGGAGGAUCGAGGGCUCAGGCAGCAGCAGUCCCGACCCGAGCAAGCCUUGUGGAUGGAGUACUUGACCCAGAGUGCUUACCCUCACCUGCCUGGGCCUCAGUUUCCACAUCUGUGCAAUGGGGGUGACCAUCCCUUCCCUGGUGGCCACCAGGAGCAGCUGUGAGUCCGUGGGCGUGGCGGCUGCCUGUGGGAAGCCAUAGGGCCCUUUCACAGGCCCCAGCCUUCACCAUGGCAGGAGGGAGACCUCAGCUGAAAAGGAGUUUCUCCAUCAUUCCCUGCUUUGUCUUCGUAGAGUCGGUGCUGCUGGGCGUGGUGGUCCUGCUUGCUUACCGCCUGGAGUUCACGGACACCUUCCCUGUGCACACCCAGGGCUUCUUCUGUUAUGACAGUACCUACGCCAAGCCCUACCCAGGGCCUGAGGCUGCCAGCCGAGCGCCUCCUGCACUUAUCUACGCCCUGGUCACCGCUGGACCCACCCUCACGAUCCUGCUGGGGGAGCUGGCACGUGCCUUUUUCCCCGCACCACCCUCAGCCAUCCCCAUCAUCAGGGAGAGCACCAUCGUGUCUGGGGCCUGCUGCCGCUUCAGCCCCCCACUGAGGAGGCUGGUCCGCUUCCUGGGGGUCUACUCCUUCGGCCUCUUCACCACGACCAUCUUCGCCAACGCGGGGCAAGUGGUGACCGGCAACCCCACACCGCACUUCCUGUCCGUGUGCCGCCCCAACUACACGGCCCUGGGCUGCCCGCCGCCCUCACCAGACCGGCCAGGGCCCGACCGCUUUGUCACCGACCAGGGUGCCUGCGCCGGCAGCCCCAGCCUGGUGGCCGCUGCGCGCCGUGCCUUCCCCUGUAAGGACGCUGCCCUUUGCGCCUACGCAGUCACCUACACGGCGAUGUACGUGACAUUGGUGUUCCGUGUGAAGGGCUCCCGCCUGGUCAAACCCUCACUCUGCCUUGCUCUGCUGUGCCCCGCCUUCCUGGUUGGCGUGGUCCGCGUGGCUGAGUACCGCAACCACUGGUCUGAUGUACUGGCCGGCUUCCUGACUGGGGCGGCCAUUGCCAUCUUUCUGGUCACCUGUGUCGUGCACAACUUUCAGAGCCGGCCGCCCUCCGGCCGAAGGCUCUCCCCCUGGGAGGACCUGGGCCAAGCCCCCACCAUGGACAGCCCCCUCGAAAAGUUAAGUGUGGCCCAGGAACCCGAGGCCUGCAGGCCGCAUUCGACACCGGCACGGCUCACCCCAUCCAAGCCGCAGAACUGCGCCCGCCGUGGCCACCUGAUCCCCAGCUGCGUGUCCUCCAGGGCUCCAGCCAUGUGUUCGUCGCCCCGUGUGCCCCGCCCUCGAUUGAGGUCUGAGCCAACACCCCUGCCAUUGCCCCUGCCUCUGCCAGCACCAACCCCCAGCCAGGGUCCCUCACCUUCCUCUCCUGGGCCUGGGGGGCCGGGCGGGGGUGGUGGACGUGGCCGGAAACUGCUGCUGCCCACACCCCUGCUUCGGGACCUAUACACCCUUAGCGGACUCUAUCCCUCCCCCUUCCACCGGGACAACUUCAGCCCUUACCUGUUUGCUAGUCGUGACCACCUGCUGUGAGGCCUGACCACUACCCAGAAUCUGCCCAGUCCCCGUUUCUUCCCUGCCACACGUGUGUGUGCGUGUGCCAUGUGAGUGCCAAAGCCCCUGUCCCCAAACCAGCCAGGCCCAGACAUCAGAGGAUGGCUGGAAGGACAUUUGGGGGAUCCCCCCUCUUGCCCUCAGGGACAUCUAAGUGGGCAUAAUUGGAAGGUGGGCCCUUGCCCCCUAGGAUUGCCCUUUUAAGGUCUGAAUCCUGACCCUAUUGGCCAUUGCCAAGCCAAUGGGAGCCUCCAGUUCUCUAAAUUCUAACCAAAAGUUUACCUUAGCCAAUGGGAGCCUCAUUCUCAAUUCUUCGAAUCCUCAGGCAAGAGGGCAACUCUAGCGUCUGAACAACCAAUAUGAGUCCUUGGUUUUCGGAAUUUCUAGGGUGGGUGGGUAUGAUUCCAGCCAAUGGGGGACCACCCAUGUCAAAGCCUGUGCUAAAUUGAGAAGGGAGGCGAGGUUAUCCUUUCUCACUGGGUCCUCUUGCCUCAGAAUCAGAAUCCUGCCAGAGGGUGGGGGCAGGCUCCCCCAUGGUAGGGUCCUUGGGGCAUCCCUUCCCCUCUCAGUUCCUCCCCCAAGUGUACCGUCUCACCCAGUCCCUCCUAACUCCCUACUUAUGCAGGGUGUGUCCAUUUCAGAGGUUUGAGGAUUCAGGGUGCUGUAUCCCCUUGCCUGUGCCCAGGUCACCCCCAACUCUUCUGUUAUUUAUUAGAUUUGUGAGAAAGGACUUCUUUUUUCUUGGAAACUGCCCCCCCUGUUCUUCACACUGUACCCCUGUGCCUCAGCCUCAUGCAGGUGUGCCAACGUGGGGGGCAUGAGUGGAGCAGAGAGGGGGCUCCCCAACCUUGGGGCAUCCAAAGGCAGUGGGAAGAGGAAACACUGCCUCCCUUUCCUGCCUCCUCCUCAUCUUUAAUAAAGACCUGUUUGUAACAGAA
Pteropus alecto (black flying fox) is the source of this 3044-nucleotide messenger RNA. RefSeq names its product phospholipid phosphatase related 2 (gene PLPPR2). Gene Ontology annotation, biological process: phospholipid metabolic process; signal transduction; phospholipid dephosphorylation. Gene Ontology annotation, molecular function: phosphatidate phosphatase activity. The coding region runs from base 727 to 2085 and encodes 452 amino acids. The record is from RefSeq and is a predicted model, not a curated record. The transcript is spliced from 10 exons. NCBI's taxonomy places the organism in Eukaryota, Metazoa, Chordata, Mammalia, Chiroptera, Pteropodidae.